Molecule: messenger RNA, 321 nt
Organism: Anoplophora glabripennis (Asian longhorned beetle)
Lineage: Eukaryota; Metazoa; Arthropoda; Insecta; Coleoptera; Cerambycidae
Exons: 2
Coding region: 1-321 (106 amino acids)
Source: RefSeq, a predicted model, not a curated record
AUGGACAAUGCGAGCAAAGCUGCUAUUGCAUUAAUUGCAAAGCGAUUAAUAGAAGAUUCCUCAGAGGAUAGCGAUGAGGAAUUAUUAUUUAAGGAAACUGAAACUCAUUCCACUAUAGAAGAUUAUAUCGGAAAAACCGUUAAGAAUUAUAGUCCUGAAGUUUUUAAAUCCCAUUUUAGAAUGUCCAGAGGUGCGGUAGAGCUCUUGUGUUCUGAAUUGGAUUUUAAGACUGAAUUUACCUGUGGUUGGCGACCAAUAAGCCCAUUACAUCAAGUACUGAUGACUCUAUGGACAUUAGAUAGGAUAAAGGACGAUUUAUAA